UAAUACGCACACCCCGUCUCUCCUCAAUUUGAUGCGCUCGGAAAACAGUGACGUCUUUUGAAACGCGUUGUCCCCGCGGGUAGGAAAAUAUGCGGCAGUCUGCCAUUUUUAAGGAUUUGUUUUUGUUUUCCAAGAUUAUAGUUCAGGAGCUUGUGCGAAAAUUGCCUGAUGAAGAAUGCAAAAAAUUCGUAAACAUUUGCGAUGAAUAACUAAGAAUCAAGUGAUGGUAUAUGGCUAGCGAUUUAAAAUAAACAAAUAUUUUUUCAAAAGAAUUAUGCUUUAUGUUAAAAGCAGGAUGAAAAGUGACUAUACACGGCCAUUACUUACAGUUUUAUAACAAUAACAAAACAGACAUCACCUCCAGCUAACUUCCCAGUUACAUUAACUUAACCUGAUUUUGGCUGCAUGCGCAAAGCUGCAAAUUAGCAUGGCUGUCCAACCAGUUGAUACACUUCUAGAGCAGUUGGAAAUAUUACAAAGAAUGAUAGAUGUACCAGCUCAGUCUCUUAAAGAUUUAAGAGAAAAAAAAGAAUCCGGGUCAGAGCUUAUUAACAAAGAGAAAAAUGUUUUAGAGGGAAAGUUGAUGAAAUUCUUUGCCAAACAAAUCAUAGCCAAAUUAAAUUUUGGUCCUGGCAUUGCAGAAAAAGAACUUGAAGUUAGAAACUACCCUAGGCUUGAUCAAUUUCUAUUUGUUGUUGACAUUGAAGACAAUAUGGUGCAGGAGAUAACAACGAAGUGUUCUUCUGUUGAAGAGCUUUGUUUGUUCUCAGAUGAAAAGAUUAAUGGCAUUUUUUACAACCAUAAUGAUGACACCGAUGUGGGACAACGUUUAGAAGCACAAUGUAAAAGAUUAAGAAUGGCAUUAAAAAUACUUCGAUCUUAUGUUGAAAAACUACAAAGUGGAGGGAAAACAAGUGAUUUGCAUUGGUCCUCUUGGUUUGACACUGUUCCUGAGUCACCAUCUCCAAACAUUAGAGCAUCAAUUGCUUCCUAUCUGUCUUUAUUUUCAUACUCCCCAACCAGUGAUGAUGUCUUGCGCCAGUUGUUUCCCCUGUCACUAGGAGGUUCCAUACCACCCAGUCCUAAUCCUUGCCGUAAUGCAUUAACAAUACCACGAAGCAACUCUGAAGAUGCUAAUGUUGGACAGAAAAUACACACUGAAAGCACUAGCAGUGGUGGUAGCUCAGGAAGCAGCUCACGGUACCACGUUAAAAGUUCAAAGAAACGAAAAAAUAACUUAGUUAUUACACUAGAGUCAGAAACUGAUUCUGAAAAUUCAAAGUCAAGAUCAUCAUCCAUGUCUCAAUCACCCCGUACUCCAACAGGAGUUGGACCAUUCUCAACAUUAAGGCAUGAAAUAAAACAUCGUUUCUCUGCCAAGUUGUUGAUUUCUGUGCCAUGUGAUUAUUGCAACAGAAUUAUGUUUACUGGAUAUAAAUGCAAAGAAUGUGGGUUUAAAUGUCACAAAAAAUGUAAGCGAAAAACACCACCUUCCUGCGGUUUACCUGAAAAACUAUUAAAUCACUUUCAGCAAGUAUAUCACAAGGAAAAGUUAGAUGGUAUACACCCUAUGAAAAGAACGAAUUCAGAACCAGGAGAUAUUAUUACCUCUGUAAAUAAUCACAAAGUUAUGAACAAAAAUAGAAGCCAUGAUAAUCUAAAAAGUCAAACAUUAAAUCGAUAUGGAGCUGCUGACUCGUAUUCUACAACUUCUUCUACGUCAUCAAGAUCGUCUUCAUCGUAUCAUGAUUAUUCUCCUCCUGGAACACCUUCAAAAUUCGAUACACAAAGUGAAGAUAACCCGACCUUUACAGGUCAUAAUGGUUAUCAUGAUAUGGACUUAAUUGAUACAUUUUCCAGCACGGCGAGCACUGUUAGUACAAUCAAAAGUGAGCUGUCCACAGACACUUUAAUAUUGACUGAAAGUGAAAAAUCCAAAAGCAGUAGCGAUACAAAAAGUACAAUUUCAUGUCAAGACGAUUGUACAUGUACCAUUGAUGAUAUCCAUGCCCAAAUAUCCGAUGUUGUUCCACAGCAUGUCAAAUUAAGAGACAGGGGAAGUUUAAUGUCAGAAUGGGUUAUUCCCUUUCAAGAUAUUGAAAUGGGUGAAAUGAUUGGUGAGGGACGAGUUGGAAAAGUUUACAAAGCGAAAUGGCAUGGCGAAGUGGCAUUGAAAGUUUUAUAUUUAGAGAAUCCUACUGUAGAAGAAAAAAAUGAUUUUAAGUACAAGGUUCAAAAUUUACGGCGGACGAGGCAUGAGAAUUUAAGUUUAUUUAUGGGUGCAUGUAUGGAGGCUCCUACUCUAGCAAUAGUUUGUUCAUUUUGUAAAGGUUAUACUUUGUAUACUCACAUACACGUUCUGGGUUAUAAAUUCGACAGUUCUAAACUUAUAUCAAUAAUUCAACAAAUUGUCCAGGGUAUGAGUUAUCUUCACGCUCGUGGAAUUGUACAUAAUGACUUAAAAACAAAAAAUAUCUUCUUAGAAAAUAACAAAAUUGUGAUAACAGAUUUUGGCUUGAUUAGCGUUGCUGAUGUAAAAGUUGUAAACAGUAAAAGAAAAAAUUACCUCCAAAUACCUCAAGGUUGGCUAGGAUAUCAAGCACCUGAAAUAAUGCGACGAUUGGACGCUCGCCAUCCAGGACAGGAGGUUCCUUUCUAUACAAAGGAGACGGAUAUAUAUGCGUUUGGGAGCGUUUAUUUUGAACUUCUUGCUGGUCACUUUCCAUUCAAUGGCGUACCAAGUGAAAUCGUCAUUUAUCGAAUCGGAAAAGGAUUCAAACAAACACUCAACGGCUUGCAAGUUCCAAAGGAAGAGAAGGAUAUUUUGUCAAUGAUUUGGGCGUUCAAUCCUGAAAAGCGACUAGCGUUUCACACUCUUUUUACAGCAUUUGAUCAUCUUCCAAAGAACACGUUAAAACGCUCACUCACAAGCCAACCCAUCACUCGAUCUGCAAAUGCGCUCAUUCUGUGACAGCUCUUAUUAAACUUGAGUGAAAUUCUUUGGUCUAGCUUUGGUGGAAAGCCUAGCAAAACGAUCUGUGGAAUCAUGAUUAAAAGAUUGAUGUAGAACAGGCAUUGUGGAUUUUGUUCAACAGUGACCACUAUUCUCCCGAAAGGAUGCAUCUUCUGGCCUUCGUAACGGAAGGCUGAGAUUAGAAAGGAGGUUUAAAUAACGACCGUGUGAUAAACUACUUCAUGAUAUAAAAAGUUUAUCACAGCAUUAUUGGAUUGUUUUGAUCCGUGUAUAAAGCAUACUAAAAACCCUUCCAAUUUGGGGAAUUAUGUCUGUAUUAUGAUGUGCAACUUGGUGUGGUAGCUGGCCUCUCAACAUCAUGUUUAUUAAAGUUGUUAUAACAACUAAUUUGAAUAUUGUAUAAAACUUGUUCUUGCUUCAUUUUGUGAAAAAAGAAAGCUGGGCGUCGUCAUGUUGUUACUAUAGUAACGACAUGUUCUGAGAAUAUAAGUGAUUUUAUUUUUGUAUAAUUUCUGUAUUUUUUGUUUUUUAUUUACAUUUUGUACACUUAUUUGGUGUCUUUAACUUGUCUUCGGUUUCUUUUCUUUUAAACAUCCGAUCUAUUUUAUUUAUACUUUAUUGUCACGUCUUGUUAUGGAUAAGAUUGGGAUGUAUUUUAAGUUUUAUUUUUUUUAUAACGUCAAUUUUGACGGAAUUGUCUUGAAAAAAAUUAAAUCAGAGAAAGCAAAUGGUUUUGAAAUCGAGUUGCAUUAAUAAUUCUGAUAAACUAUGGUGGAAUGUUUAAAAUAUCUCAAAUAGUUUAUUCUCGUUUGUUUUUUGUUUUUGGUUAUUUAAACUGAUUAGUUUGCCACCAGUCGAAAAAAAUAACACAACUUUUUUUUGUGAAUAAGACGAAGUAUGAAUCCAAUGUUUGCGCUCGUAGCAAUGUCUUUAGAAACCCUGAUUGACUUCUCGUCACAUUUUAAUUUCAACUUUAUUUCAGUUUAAUCGACUUUCCAUUUUUUUAUUCUUUUUAUAUUUAACUUUAUCUGUGUGCUAUUUUUGUUCAGUAAAUUAUUUUUUUUAUUAUUGACUUUAUUUUUACACCUAUUACACGCAUGCGUGAAAAGUUUAUACUAACGAUUCUAAUUGUCGUUGAAUUCACGAAAUAUUUUCGUGUUGUCCGGUACAUGGAAUAACUAAUAAACACCAUCUACUCAA
Molecule: messenger RNA, 4174 nt
Organism: Hydractinia symbiolongicarpus
Lineage: Eukaryota; Metazoa; Cnidaria; Hydrozoa; Anthoathecata; Hydractiniidae
Product: kinase suppressor of Ras 1-like
Exons: 19
Coding region: 428-2971 (847 amino acids)
Biological process (GO): protein phosphorylation
Molecular function (GO): ATP binding; protein kinase activity
Source: RefSeq, a predicted model, not a curated record